AUGACUGUAAUGUUAUUUUGUGAGUCCACAGGUGCUGAUGAAUUGAGGCUGUCAAAUGGAACUGGCCCCUGCUCGGGGAGAGUGGAAGUAAAACAUGAGGAGAAGUGGGGAACUGUGUGCGAUGGUGACUGGACCAUAGAAGAUGCUGAGGUUGUUUGUAAGCAACUACAAUGCGGAUCUGCUGUUAAGGCCCUUAAUCGAGCUCCUUUUGGAGAAGGAUCUGGACCAACAUGGUUGUAUCGAGUUGAUUGCCGUGGUGAUGAAUCCGCUCUCUGGAACUGCUCGCAUACAGGAUGGGGUUCUUUUAGCUGCCCUCAUUACUUUGAUACUGGAGUGAUCUGCUCAGGUUUCUCUGGGAUGCGUCUGACUGGAGGGCACACUGCCUGCUCAGGACAUCUGAAAGUAAAGCAAGAAAAAACUUGGGCUACAGUCUGUUUUUCACACAUUGAUUUCAAAACCGCCUCUGUUAUAUGUAAUGAGUUAGAGUGUGGCCAGGCUGUGGAUAUCUUGAGAGGAACUCACUUUGGAGACAGACAAGAUGAACUGAUCUGGCAAGAAGAGUUUCACUGCUAUGGUGGGUACAGGCUGGCAAAUGGCAGUACCACAUGUUCAGGGAGAGUAGAGCUUCUUCAUGGAGGCACAUGGGGAACGUUGUGUGACUACCUGUGGGAUUUACCAGCUGCCACUGCCCUCUGCCAGCAGCUGGACUGUGGAGUUGCCCUACUGAUACCAAGUGGACAGUCCUUCGGGAAAGGAAAUGGAUCUGUCUGGAAUGGCACAUUCAGUUGCAAGAAGAACGGCUCACGCCUGAGAGACUGUCCUGUGAGUGUGCUAGGUCAUGAUGAAUGCCCUGCUGGAAAAGAAGCUCGUGUGGCAUGUUCAGGGUGCCCAGGGGCCAGGUUGGUGAAUGGAACCACAUGCUCUGGCAGAGUGGAGAUCCGCCAUGGAGACACGUGGGGAAGACUCUGCCACUCCCACUGGAAUUUGCAAGCUGCCAGUGUUCUCUGUCAUCAGCUGAACUGUGGCUAUGCAAAGUCAAUCCAGACAGGAGACCGUUUUGUGGAUGGGAAUGGGCCUGUAUGGAGAGAUGCUUUUCACUGUGGAGGGACAGAGUCCUGCCUGUGGGAUUGUGCUCAAGUGACUUUGGGCAAUCCAACCUGUUCAGCCAGAGAAGCAGCCACUGUUAUUUGCUCAGUGCCAACAGGAGUUGCUGAAGAUGUUGGUGUGAUUUGCUCAGGUAGCAGACAGAUCAGGCUGGUGAAUGGAACAAAGCGUUGUGCUGGGAGAGUAGAGCUUUAUCAUGACGGCAUCUGGGGCACCAUCUGCGAUGACAACUGGGAUCUAUCAGAUGCUAAUGUUGUUUGCAAACAGCUGGGAUGUGGACAUGCCAUCAAGGCAUUUACCUCUGCUCAUUACGGCAAAGGCUCAGGACAGAUCUGGUUGGAUGAUGUGAAUUGCACUGGGGCGGAAUCUGAUCUCUGGGCAUGUCCCUCUAGGGCAUGGGGCCAGCACAACUGCCAACACAAAGAGGAUGCUGGAGUCCUCUGCUCAGAGUUCCUGGCUCUGAGGCUGGUGAAUGGCAAUGACUGUGCUGGGCGGCUAGAAGUUUUCUACAAUGGGACAUGGGGGAGCAUUUGCUCCAAUCGUAUGUCUCAACUUACUGCAAUAACUGUAUGCAAACACCUGAACUGCGGAGAUGGUGGGGAAAUCGCAACAGACUUCAAAUAUGGCAGAGGUUCUGGGCCCACGUGGCUGGACCACAUUGAGUGCACUAAGCAACAUAGCUCUCUCUGGCAAUGUCAGUCAGACCCCUGGGAUCCUCAGUCAUGUGAUAACCGAGCAGAAGAGACCCAUAUUUCUUGCACUGACAGGGAAAAGUUACGAGUCAUAGGAGGAAAGGAUGGAUGUUCAGGCAGAGUGGAGAUUUGGCACCAAGGUUCUUGGGGAACAGUCUGUGACGAUUCCUGGGAUGUGGCUGAUGCUAAUGUUGUAUGCAGGCAGCUGGGUUGUGGAUCUGCUGUGUCUGCUCUGAGUGAAGCUGCCUUUGGGGAAGGGACUGGUCCCAUCUGGUUGGAGGAGGUCCACUGUAAAGGAACAGAGCUGUCUCUUUGGGACUGUCCUGCCAAGAGCUUGUUCUGCAAAAACUGUGAUCAUAAGGAAGACGCUGCUGUGGAUUGCUCCGGUUAG
This is a messenger RNA of Pygoscelis adeliae (Adelie penguin), 2187 nucleotides long. RefSeq names its product CD163 molecule (gene CD163). The record is from RefSeq and is a predicted model, not a curated record. Gene Ontology annotation, cellular component: membrane. NCBI's taxonomy places the organism in Eukaryota, Metazoa, Chordata, Aves, Sphenisciformes, Spheniscidae. Bases 1 to 2187 code for a protein of 728 amino acids. The transcript is spliced from 9 exons.